Messenger RNA from Odocoileus virginianus texanus, 2412 nucleotides. NCBI's taxonomy places the organism in Eukaryota, Metazoa, Chordata, Mammalia, Artiodactyla, Cervidae. The record is from RefSeq and is a predicted model, not a curated record.
CCACUGCAGGCCCCAGCAUGGCACCGUUCCUGCGCAUCUCCUUCAACUCCUACGAGCUGGGCUCCCUGAAGGCCGCGGAUGAGGCAAGCCAGCCCUUCUGUGCUGUGAAGAUGAAGGAGGCUCUCAGCACAGAGCGCGGGAAGACGCUGGUGCAGAAGAAACCCACCAUGUACCCCGAGUGGAGGUCCACGUUCGACGCCCACGUCUACGAGGGCCGCGUCAUCCAGGUUGUGCUAAUGCGGGCCGCUGAGGAGCCGCUGUCCGAGGCAACAGUGGGUGUGUCCGUGCUGGCCGAGCGCUGCAAGAAGAACAAUGGCAAGGCUGAGUUCUGGCUGGACUUGCAACCCCAGGCCAAGGUGUUGAUGUCAGUGCAGUAUUUCCUGGAAGACGUAGAUUGCAAGCAGUCUAUGCGGGGUGAAGACGAGGCCAAGUUCCCAACAAUGAACCGCCGUGGAGCUAUCAAACAGGCCAAAAUUCACUAUAUCAGGAACCACGAGUUCAUUGCCACCUUCUUUGGGCAGCCCACGUUCUGCUCCGUGUGCAGAGAGUUUGUUUGGGGUCUCAACAAGCAAGGCUACAAGUGCAGGCAAUGUAAUGCUGCCAUCCACAAGAAAUGCAUCGACAAGAUCAUCGGCCGGUGUACAGGCACUGCAGCCAACAGUCGGGACACCAUAUUUCAGAAAGAACGUUUCAACAUCGACAUGCCGCACCGGUUCAAGGUUUAUAACUACAUGAGCCCCACCUUCUGUGACCACUGUGGCAGCCUGCUCUGGGGGCUGGUGAAGCAGGGAUUAAAGUGUGAAGACUGUGGCAUGAACGUGCAUCACAAGUGCCAGACGAAAGUAGCCAACCUCUGUGGCAUCAACCAGAAGCUCUUGGCCGAGGCCUUGAAUCAAGUUAGCCAGAGAUCUUUAAAGAAGGAACCAGAGACCCAAGAAACUGUUGGGAUCUACCAGAAUUUUGAGAAAAAGCCAGGAAUCUCUGGAGAUGAUGUCGCAGCAGAAACUGGGACCUACGGCAAGAUCUGGGAGAGCAGCACCAGGUGCAGCAUUGACAACUUCACCUUCAUCAAGGUCCUGGGCAAAGGCAGCUUCGGGAAGGUGCUGCUCGCAGAGCUGAAGGGCAAAAAGGAAUUCUUCGCCAUCAAGGCUCUCAAGAAAGACGUGGUCUUGAUCGAUGACGACGUGGAGUGCACCAUGGUGGAGAAGCGGGUGCUGGCACUCGCCGGGGAUCAUCCAUUUCUCACCCACCUCUUCUGCACCUUCCAGACCAAGGUGCCUGGCCCAUCCUCUGUCAGUGCCCCUGGCCCACAGCCCUCCUCAGGAGAAGCAGGGGCUGCUCACAGAAAUCUCAGGACACUGUAUGUGUGUGUGUGUGUUGUCUCAUCCAGGUUUUAUGCGGCUGAGAUAGUCUGUGGACUACAGUUUCUGCACCAGAAAGGGAUCAUUUACAGGGACCUCAAGCUGGACAAUGUGUUGCUGGACCACACCGGCCACAUCAAGAUUGCCGACUUCGGCAUGUGCAAGGAGAACAUGUCCGGGGACAAACAGGCCAGCACCUUCUGCGGCACCCCUGACUACAUCGCCCCCGAGAUCCUGCAGGGCCUGAAAUACUCGUUCUCCGUGGACUGGUGGUCCUUCGGAGUCCUUCUGUAUGAGAUGCUUAUUGGUCAGUCCCCCUUCCAUGGUGAUGAUGAGGACGAACUCUUCGAGUCCAUCCGGGUUGACUCACCGUACUAUCCUCGCUGGAUCACCAGGGAGUCCAAGGACAUCCUGGAGAAGCUACUUGAACGGGACAUAAACAAGAGGCUGGGAGUGACAGGGAACAUCAAAAUCCACCCCUUCUUCAAGACCAUCAACUGGGUUCUGCUGGAGAAACGUGCAGUGGAGCCACCCUUCAAGCCCAAAGUGAAGUCACCCGGAGACUACAGCAACUUUGACCAGGAGUUCCUGAAUGAGAAGCCGCGCCUCUCCUACAGCGACAAGAACCUCAUCGACUCCAUGGACCAAACAGCAUUUGCUGGCUUCUCCUUCGUGAACCCCAAAUUUGAGAGGCUCCUGGAAAACUGAGGUUCCCGAACGUGUGCCCCAAAAACCCAUCCCAGCCUGGGAGCCUGGGUCAGCCAGCACUGCCUGCCGACCCGCAGCGCAGGUGGGGCCCACACUUCAUCGGCACCUGCCUGCCCCCCACGAUAAGCAACCGUGCAGUUGUCGUGAUUUCUGCUGCUGCCCGCCCCCCAUGUCCCCCAGAGGGGCCUCAGCUCCUGUCCAGCUGGGCUUUCAUGGUACUUCCUCUGUGAAUUGUGUGUGAAUUUGCUUUUCCUCUGCCCUCAGAGGGAAAUUGUAAAUCCUGUGUUUCAUGACUUGAAUGUAGUUAUCUAUUGAAAAAUAUAUAUAUUAUAUAUAUAUUAUA